AUGGACGAAAAUACUGUUAACUAUAAUCCAAACACAGAUCCGGCGGCCAAACAGUUGGAAAACUUCAAGAAAACACAGAUUAAUCGAAAGACGGAACAGAUAACCGAUUUGUUUGGGGCUCCGAUUGGCGACAAGACUAAUAUGAUAACAGUUGGUCCGCGCGGACCCGCACUCCUUCAGGACAUCGUAUAUAUGGAUGAAGUCGCGCACUUUGAUAGGGAGAGACCGCCCGAAAGGGUAGUGCACGCCAAGGGUGCCGGUGCUUUCGGAUACUUUGAGGUGACUCGACCGGAGAUAACCAAGUACUGUAGAGCUGCCCUAUUCAACACUGUUGGCAAACGCACACCAGUGGCCGCCCGGUUCUCGACUGUGGCCCGAGAGCGAGGGUCGGCGGACACUGUGCGCGACCCGCGAGGGUUUGCCGUCAAGUUUUACACCGAAGCGGGCAAUUGGGAUCUCGUGGGCAACAAUACGCCCAUAUUCUUCAUACGCGACGCGUUUCAGUUCAUGGCAUUCAUUCACUCCCAGAAACGUAAUCCACAGACAAAUCUAAUUGACUACAACGCGCGCUGGGAUUUCUAUACCCUUAGACACGAGUGCUUACAUCAGCUCACCUUCAUGUUUGGCGACAGAGGCAUACCCGACGGACACAGGCAUAUGGAUGGCUGGGGUUCGAGCACUUAUAAACUGGUAAACGCUGACAAUCAACCGAUUUAUAAUAAGUUUUAUUGGAAAACUAAUCAAGGUGUUAAGAAUCUGUACGCCGACGAAGCCAAUAGACUUGUUGCGUCGGACCCGGACUAUGGCGUACAUGACUUAUUUGACGCGAUCGCCCGCAAAGACUACCCCUCUUGGACUCUAUAUAUACAAGUGAUGACAUACGAAGAGGCGGCCAAAUGGGAGUUCAAUCCCUUUGAUAUAACCAAGACAUGGCCUGAAGACGAGUACCCCCUCAUAGAAGUCGGACGAAUGACUUUAGACCGAAAUCAUACCAAUUAUUUCGCCGAAAUAGAACAGCUCUCGUUCUGUCCGGCGAGUCGAGUACAGGGCGUGGAGUUCAGUCCCGAUAAGUUACUUCAGGGCAGACUUUUCGCAUAUCAGGACACUGCCAGACAUCGAAUUGGACCAAACUUUCAUUUGAUUCCCGUGAAUCGUCCGAUCGCACCGGUCGUACACCCGACCCAACGCGACGGCCCAAUGAUGGUGGACAGCAAUGAGGGCAGUGCUCCCAGCUAUUACCCCAACUCCUUUCACAACGCUCGGGACAAUCCCAAAAAGUACGAUGAGUUCCGAUUCACUAUAAACACCACUGAUGUGGACAGGUAUGAGGCCAAGGAUGAGGACAAUUACACUCAGACCCGACAGUUCUACCUGUCCUUCACUGAUGACGAGCGCCAGAGACUGUUCUCCAACAUCGCGUCCGAACUGUCGCUCGUCUACACCAGUAUUCAGGAGAAGGCGUACGACAUGUUCGCCAAAGUCCACACCUCUUAUGCCGACGGAGUCAAGAGAGCCGUUCAAACGGCAGCCAAUAAUUCACUAUAA
Messenger RNA from Medioppia subpectinata, 1545 nucleotides. The record is from the annotation of a GenBank genome assembly. NCBI's taxonomy places the organism in Eukaryota, Metazoa, Arthropoda, Arachnida, Sarcoptiformes, Oppiidae.